Helianthus annuus (common sunflower) is the source of this 2186-nucleotide messenger RNA. Its product is annotated as beta-glucosidase BoGH3B. The transcript is spliced from 9 exons. Gene Ontology annotation, biological process: glucan catabolic process. Lineage: Eukaryota; Viridiplantae; Streptophyta; Magnoliopsida; Asterales; Asteraceae. The record is from RefSeq and is a predicted model, not a curated record. Bases 140 to 2038 code for a protein of 632 amino acids. Gene Ontology annotation, molecular function: beta-glucosidase activity.
AUAUAUAACUCUAUAUAUAUGUGGACCAUUUGUUGUUCAACUUUAAUUUCCUUAAGAAAAAGUCUCUUGACUAUCCAUUGGCAGGCUCUCUCAUCCGGGCUCACUAGAGCUUUUCUGAAGAUCAUACUCCCUAUUCACAAUGGGAGUCAACAACAUGCAGAAAGUCUUGGUUUUGUUGACUCUGGUGAUGUGUUGCUGGGCUUCCAUGGCUAAAGCUGAGUACUUCAAAUACAAAGAUCCCAAACAACGACUCGGUGUUCGGAUCAAAGACUUGAUGAAAAGGAUGACAUUAGAAGAAAAGAUUGGCCAGAUGACCCAAGCUGAUAAAUCAGUUGCAUCCAAAGAGAUCAUCAAGAAGUACAAUCUCGGGAGUAUUUUAAGUAUACCAUUCCCAACAAGUCUUCCAGCACAAGGAGCAUCCCCUAAAACAUGGGUUGACAUGGUCAAUGAUCUCCAAAGUGGUUCGAUAUCAACCCGUUUGGGGAUACCCAUGAUUUAUGGGAUUGAUGCUGUCCAUGGUCAUAACAAUGUUUACAACGCCACAGUCUUUCCUCACAAUGUUGGUCUUGGAGUUACCCGGGAUCCUGUUUUGCUUAAGAAGAUUGGAGCUGCAACCGCACUUGAAGUUAGAGCCACUGGCAUACCAUAUGUUUUUGCACCUUGUAUUGCAGUAUGUAGAGAUCCAAGAUGGGGUCGUUGCUACGAGAGUUAUAGUGAAGAUCCCAAGAUUGUUAAGUUAAUGACCGAGAUUAUACCGGGUUUGCAAGGAGACAUCUCUGUUGGUUCAAGAAAGGGUGUUCCUUAUGUGGAGGGACAAAAUAAGGUAGCAGCAUGUGCUAAGCACUAUUUGGGAGACGGUGGGACCCACUUGGGCGUAGACGAGGGCAACACGAUCAUAGACGCCAAAGGGUUAUUCAGUAUACACAUGCCAGCGUACUAUGAUUCAAUCAUCAAGGGUGUGUCUACUAUUAUGACCUCAUAUUCUAGUUGGAACGGAGUUAAAAUGCACAAAAACCGUUUCCUUGUCACCGAUUACCUCAAGAACACACUCAAAUUCAGGGGGUUCGUUAUAUCGGAUUUUCAAGGGAUAGACAGGAUCACUACUCCUCCAAAUGCUAACUAUACAUACUCUAUCCUAGCCGCGAUGAAUGCCGGCAUAGACAUGUUCAUGGUUGGAUUCACCUAUGAAGACUUCAUCACUCGUCUAACUUACCUAGUCAAGAACAAGUUCAUACCCAUGAGACGCAUAAACGAUGCGGUUAAGAGGAUUCUAAGAGUCAAAUUCACCAUGGGUCUGUUUGAAAAUCCUUUGGCUGAUUACAGCUAUGCUAAGUACCUUGGAUGUCAGGAGCAUCGCGAUCUGGCUAGGGAAGCUGUGAGGAAAUCACUCGUGUUAUUGAAAAAUGGUAAAUCUGUAGAGAAUCCAUUGUUACCACUUUCUAAAAAGACGUCGAAGAUACUAGUUGCAGGGUCCCAUGCCGAUAAUCUUGGUAAUCAAUGUGGAGGGUGGACUAUCCAGUGGCAAGGACUUUCGGGAAAUAAUCUUACUGCUGGCACCACAAUAUUAUCUGCUGUAAAAACUACUGUUGAUCCAAGAACUCAAGUGGUCUAUAGUGAGAAUCCGGAUGAUAAGUUUCUUAAGUCUAAUAAAUUUGACUACGCGAUAGUUGUAGUGGGAGAGUACCCGUAUGCAGAGCUUUUAGGAGACAGCUCAAACUUGACCAUCCCUGAGCCUGGACCAAGUACCAUCAAGAGGGUCUGUGGUUCAGUGAAAUGUGUUGUGGUGCUGAUCACCGGCCGGCCUGUGGUGGUACAGCCAUAUGUAGAAACGAUAGACGCCCUUGUGGCUGCUUGGCUUCCUGGAACCGAGGGUCAAGGUGUCACGGAUCUUUUGUUUGGUGAUUAUGGUUUUACGGGCAAGCUUGCACGAACGUGGUUUAAGUCGGUUGAUCAGCUUCCAAUGAACGUUGGAGACCCGCAUUAUGACCCGUUGUACCCGUUUGGGUUUGGACUCACUACUGAGCCUAGGAAAAAGUAAUGAACCUCAGAUGAAUGCAUUGAAAAAUAUCUUUAAUAAAUGUGAGUGGGAUGUAUUAAUAAUAGAUGUCAUUUUUCUCCAUUUUAGAACAUGUUUCAUGUAACUAAUAAUUAAGAGAAAUGACAAAAAUAACCUCUCAAGUGUCUCA